UAUUUAAGUGACAGUCAAUCAAACAAAUCAAUCACUCAUUCAAUCAGUGUUUCACUUAUUUUCCAUUCAAUUAGUGUUUCAAAAAAAGUUUAACAAAAAAAACACUAAAUUUUUUAAAAAAUAUUUAUUGUUUUGUGUUUUCACUUCAUUACUAAUAAUAAUAAUAUUUAAAUCACUAAUUGUGUCAUCAAUUUAUAAUGGGAUCAAUUGAAGCGAUAAGUUUGUCAUCGAUGGUAAACAAUAUGAGUUUAAGAAGCAAUGAUUUCACGAGAAGACAAUCGUUUGAUCGUUUCGGCGAUGAUUUGUCACAACUAUUGUUGUCUUAUCUGCCGUUUGAUGACAAACUAAAACUUGAAUCGGUGUCCAAACAUUGGCAACGACUGAUAUCAUUGACUAUCGAUGAGCUAAUAAUUGACGGAAAAUUUAACGGAAAGUCUGCCAAAACUAUUGAUAGACUGUUGAAAAAGUGGUCAAAUAUUUCAUGUAUUAAAGUCUCCUAUAGUUAUCGUUUGUUAACUUAUAAUACACUACUAUUGCCAUCCAUUCGCCACAACUGUCCAAAYCUGAGACACAKUUAUUUGGAUACUUAUCGCUAUCACGACUACAACAAACACUUGAAAAGAUCGAUGAAAAUCAAUAAUAAAUUUUUCAAAGUAUUUGACAAACAAUUGCUAACAAUUCAUAUGAGACAUACUUAUUGGGAUCAACUGUACGAUGUAUUGGGUGAUAAUCUUCACGGCUGUACAAACAUCGUGUCAUUUAAUUGUAGUACAGCUGUGGGUAACGACUAUAAAUCAGUGCCACAAUUAUAUCGACAAUUAUUGUUGACUACWAGUAGUGGUAGUAUUGAACCGUCGAUGAUAUUCAAGAAUUUAACAAAACUUGAGAUCAAUAUCUAUGGCAAAGUAAUGGUUGAUAUCUUCAAUGAUAUUGUCCGACAAUAUGGCCGACGAUUGCUUGGAUUGACUGUUGUAUUCAAUAAUAUCAAUUAUGUCGUCGACUUUGCCGCAGUUAUGUCUGGUUUGUCACAAAUGACACAAUUACAGGAUUUACAGAUCAAAGUAAUUGGAAAUCAGUGGACACAAUUCGCUGAACUUUGGCCACCAAUUGGUCAAAACUGUUGCCAAUUGAAUCGGUUGACAAUUGUUAUCAAAUAUUGUUUUCAGGAGAAGAAAUCUGAUUUUAGUUUAUUGGAUAUAAUUUCAAAUAAUAAUAACUCUAAACAUUUAAAGCGAUUGUCAUUGUAUUCAACAAAUGAUUUGAUUAUAUCAAACAAUCAUCGGAUGAAUGGACUCAAACUGUUAACACAUUUGUCAAUCAAUUAUAAUUAUCCCAUUUAUUAUAAUUAUUAUAAUUAUGAUUAUUAUAAUUAUUCAAAUCCUAUAUCGACGACAACCGAUCACUUAAUCGAUAAUAUUGUCGCUAACUGUCCGCGACUUCAAUACUUGAAAUCAAACGGUUAUCGCAUCGAUUCACAGACAUUGAAAUCAUUGCAACGAUUACGACAAUUGCGUUCAAUUGACUUAAACAAUGUCGACGACAAUGAUAUUGAUUUGAAUCCAAUUAAAAGUAUGGAUAAAAUUCAGAAAAUUAUUAUUAAUGGACAUAAAGUAGUAUAA
Messenger RNA from Oppia nitens, 1619 nucleotides. RefSeq lists its product as uncharacterized. NCBI's taxonomy places the organism in Eukaryota, Metazoa, Arthropoda, Arachnida, Sarcoptiformes, Oppiidae. The record is from RefSeq and is a predicted model, not a curated record. Bases 198 to 1619 code for a protein of 473 amino acids. The transcript has 2 exons.